UAUUUGAUUCUGAAACUUGAAAGACCUGCCAUAGUCCAGAGUAUCACUUUUGGCAAAUAUGAAAAAACACAUGUCUGCAAUUUAAAGAAGUUUAAAGUCUUCGGUGGGAUGAAUGAGGAAAACAUGACAGAUCUCUUAUCCAGUGGCUUAAAGAAUGAUUAUAACAAAGAAACAUUCACCUUGAAGCAUAAAAUUGAUGAGCAGAUGUUCCCCUGUCGAUUCAUUAAGAUAGUUCCACUGUUAUCCUGGGGACCUAGCUUCAAUUUUAGUAUCUGGUAUGUUGAACUUAAUGGCAUUGAUGAUCCAGAUGUGGUCCAACCGUGCCUCAACUGGUACAGCAAGUACCGUGAACAGGAAGCCAUUCGCCUUUGCCUAAAGCAUUUUCGUCAGCACAACUACACUGAAGCUUUUGAGUCGCUGCAGAAGAAAACCAGGAUUGCUCUGGAGCACCCUAUGUUGACAGACCUGCAUGACAAACUAGUGUUGAAGGGAGACUUUGAUGCUUGUGAAGAACUGAUAGAAAAAGCUGUGAAUGAUGGUUUAUUCAAUCAGUAUAUCAGUCAACAAGAAUACAAACCUCGCUGGGGACAGAUUAUCCCCAAAAGCUCCAAAGGUGAUGGGGAAGACAGCCGACCAGGGAUGAGAGGAGGCCAUCAGAUGGUUAUAGAUGUUCAAACAGAAACUGUUUAUUUGUUUGGUGGCUGGGAUGGAACUCAAGACCUGGCUGACUUCUGGGCAUACAGUGUGAAGGAGAACCAGUGGACUUGUAUAUCCAGAGAUACCGAGAAAGAGAGUGGUCCCAGUGCCAGAUCUUGUCACAAGAUGUGCAUUGAUAUUCAACGAAGACAGAUCUACACGCUGGGUCGCUACCUGGAUUCCUCUGUGAGGAACAGCAAAUCUCUGAAAAGUGACUUCUAUCGCUAUGACAUUGACACAAAUACAUGGAUGCUACUGAGUGAAGACACUGCAGCUGAUGGGGGUCCAAAGUUGGUGUUCGAUCAUCAGAUGUGUAUGGAUUCUGAAAAACACAUGAUAUAUACCUUUGGAGGCAGAAUUUUGACCUGUAAUGGCAGUGUUGAUGACAGCAGAGCCAGCGAACCACAGUUCAGCGGAUUGUUUGCUUUUGACUGCCAAUGUCAGACAUGGAAACUUCUGAGAGAGGAUUCCUGUAAUGCUGGACCUGAGGAUAUCCAAUCCCGAAUAGGACACUGUAUGUUGUUCCAUUCUAAAAAUCGCUGCUUAUACGUAUUUGGUGGCCAGAGAUCAAAAACUUACUUGAAUGAUUUCUUCAGCUACGAUGUAGACAGCGACCAUGUGGAUAUCAUAUCAGAUGGUACUAAGAAAGAUUCAGGGAUGGGUAAGAGUAUGACUACAAAGUAAUGUCUUCACAUUGGUUCUGAAUGAGAAAGAUAUGGCUAGGUAGGUGAAUGGCCAACUGCAGAGUCCUAUGGUAUCAGGUUAGCAUCCUUAACCAGCCCUGUGUACCCAAGUGAACUCCACAGUAUAUAGGUUAAACUUACGCCAGCUCUUUUGUCCUUCUUGUCAUUCAAUAUCUGUCUUUUAGUGCAAUACAAAUAAUUGAUGCAUGAAACCAUAUGCCUAUCAAAAAAAAAAAAAAAACCAACACCAAAACAAA
Molecule: messenger RNA, 1636 nt
Organism: Meleagris gallopavo (turkey)
Lineage: Eukaryota; Metazoa; Chordata; Aves; Galliformes; Phasianidae
Source: RefSeq, a predicted model, not a curated record